Girardinichthys multiradiatus is the source of this 2328-nucleotide messenger RNA. RefSeq names its product histone-binding protein RBBP7-like. Gene Ontology annotation, cellular component: ESC/E(Z) complex; NuRD complex; nucleus. The record is from RefSeq and is a predicted model, not a curated record. Gene Ontology annotation, biological process: regulation of gene expression. Gene Ontology annotation, molecular function: histone binding. Bases 914 to 1786 code for a protein of 290 amino acids. The transcript is spliced from 8 exons. Lineage: Eukaryota; Metazoa; Chordata; Actinopteri; Cyprinodontiformes; Goodeidae.
AAUCAGCCAAUCAAUCAGUUUAUUCACUGGAUUUAACAAUUUCAUCAUUAAUUCACAAAUACAUUUUGUUACAAUUACUCUACACAAGUGAAAAGGAAGAAGAAAAAGUCUUGUAAAAACAAAAAACAGCCAUGUACAAUAUUUCUUCGUUUGGAUUUAGACUCUUUUGCAGAUUGGUGUCAGGAAAGGAUUUCCAGAUGUGGAAAUCUUUUCCUGUCUGUGCACCUGCUCCGGCCAAUAAGACUUUUAUUUUAAAUUACUUUUUUUUUAUUUCCUGUGAACCAGAGUUUAUGCUCCCGACAAAGACUUGGCUUUAUGUCAGUCUAAAUCUUAUUUACAUAUACAUUACAUACACUAUAUCAAUGUUGACCAAAAUGCUUUACAAAAGGGUAAAAACAAAAAAAGUUCAGAAGACACCAUUCGUCGUCAUUGUUGUCUUGCGCUUAUCAGGGACUGGGUCAUGGGUCAGCAGUCUCAGCAGAGGCGCCCAGACUUCCCUCUCCCAAAACAUCUCCUCCAGCUCUUCUUGGGGAAGCCUGAGGCGUUCCCAUGCCAUCUUGGAGUUCCUCCAGUGUGUCCUGAGCUGACUCCUGGGUCUCCUCUUGGAGGGAUGUGCCUGGAACACCUCCCAAGGGAGGUCAGUAAGAGCAAGAAAGUCUUUCACUAGUUGUCCAGACUUAUAAUCCACAUGUAUAGUAAAAUCACCAACAAAUAAACCAUGGUCAUGGUUAUGACCAUGGUUUAUUCGUGGACCAUAACAUAAGAGUCCAAGUCAGAAAAUUAAUUUAAAAAAAAUCACCACACCACAGAGUAUGUUCAUGUCUAAAGUCUUCAUGAAGUAACUUUGUUCUUAUACAGAAUUUUUCCUGGAAUGUUUAAAGUUGUUUUUAUGUUUUGACUUUAUGAAAAAUGCAUGCUUAGGCCAGAGGGGAAAGACUACACAGUUCAUCGUCUGGUUCUGGGAACCCACACAUCAGAUGAGCAUAACCAUCUUGUAAUAGCCAGCGUCCAGGUACCAAAUGAUGACGCCCAGUUUGAUGCAUCACACUACGAUAGUGAAAAAGGAGGUUGGUACACAAAAAAGCAUCUUGCAGUUUUAGGGCUAACUAUCUGUCUGUGGGACAUUGGGGCCAGCACAAAGGAAGGAAAGAUUGUAGACGUCAAGACCAUCUUUACUGGUCACACCGCAGUGGUGGAGGAUGUUUCCUGGCAUUUACUUCAUGAAUCUUUGUUUGGCUCUGUUGCUGAUGACCAAAAACUGAUGAUAUGGGACACUCGGUCUAACAACACUUCUAAAGCCAGCCACUCGGUUGAUGCCCACACUGCUGAGGUCAACUGCCUGAGCUUCAACCCCUACAGCGAGUUCAUUCCUGCUACAGGUUCUGCAGAUAAGACUGUUGCACUGUGGGAUCUAAGAAAUCUCAAACUGAAGCUCCACUCUUUUGAGUUCCACAAGGAUGAAAUUUUCCAAGUCCAGUGGUCUCCUCACAAUGAGACCAUCCUGGCCUCCAGCGGCACGGACCGACGUCUUAACGUUUGGGAUCUCAGCAAAAUUGGGGAGGAACAGUCUUCAGAGGAUGCUGAGGAUGGUCCACCAGAGCUUCUGUUCAUUCAUGGUGGCCACACAGCCAAGAUAUCGGACUUCUCCUGGAACCCCAAUGAAUCUUGGGUCAUCUGCUCAGUGUCUGAGGACAACAUCAUGCAAGUUUGGCAGAUGGCAGAGAACAUCUACAAUGACGAGGAGCCAGAUAACACCCCGACAUCAGAGCUGGAGGCUCAGGGAUGAUCACCCUGCUCUCCACAGCUCUGUCCAGACACAAUUCCUCCAUUCCCUAAGCCCUGGCUGCAUCUCAAGCUCCAAAUAAAGGCUGAGAUGUUAGAGAGCGUGCUCCAUUGUAUUGUUCACAGUUGGAUUCAGUAUCAUCGUGCUUCCAUCUGAGGCCAGGGUUCACAAAGAUGCGACUAAGCUCUGGACCCUGCAAGUGGUUCCUUGUUCAGCAUUAUCAGAAACAUUUUGUGGUUAAGGACAUUAUGUUGAUCAGAAAAUUCAUGCCUGCUCAAUUCUCUGAAUCUUGAAUACUGAAAAAUAAUCAAUUCCAACAAUAUUUAGAUGAAUGUUGGCUGACAGGAAGGAUGGAAGCUGUUGUACAUCUUUGUUUUCCACUUAUUGGAUAAGAUGGUUUACCUCUGUGCAAAUAUACAUUCCCAGCUGUGAAAAAAACCAAAACACUUGGCAGUUUGGGAUUAUUCAUUCAUUAUUACAUAAUGUAAAAUUCCAGUGAUGUUUCCAGCACCAAAAACCACAUGCAGCUUUUUUAAAAUGUUGCU